Messenger RNA from Cladocopium goreaui, 2937 nucleotides. NCBI's taxonomy places the organism in Eukaryota, Dinophyceae, Suessiales, Symbiodiniaceae. The record is from the annotation of a GenBank genome assembly.
AUGCGACCCAAGUCGUUAAUCCUGCUCGUUCUCGCGCUCGGCUGUGGCCUGGCGGCGUCGAUCGGCAUCAGCCGUGUCAUGGACGCCAACGCCAACCGCCCGGCGGUGGAACUCGACACGACGCCGAUCUACGUCGCCCUGCACAACAUCAACCUGGGCGACCCGAUCAACGCGAGCAUGGUGGCCCUGGAAGAGUGGCCCGCCACGAAGGUGCCCGAGGGCGCCCUGACCACGCUCGAGGACCUCGAGGGCCGUCGCCCGCGGACGACGAUCGUCAGCGGCACGCCGAUCCUCGAAGCCCAGCUCCUGGCGUCCGGCGAGACGGCCGACCCCGUCGCGAACAUCCCGGACGGCUUCCGGCUGUCGACGAUCUCGGUCAACGCCGAGAAGAGCGCCGCGGGCCUGUUGAGCCCCGGCGACCGCGUCGACGUGCAACUGUUCAUGUCCGCCAACGCCCGUGGCGGCGUGCCCGAGGCGGUCACCAAGGUCAUCCUGCAGAACAUCCGCGUCUUCGCGAUCGAGCAAGCGGUGCAACGCACCGCCGAAGGCGACGAGUCGAAGACGAUCCCGAAGACCGUCUCGCUGCUCGUCACUCCCGAACAGGCUCAGAAGGUCGACCUGGCCCAAAACCUGGGCGAGCUCAGCCUGAUCCCGCGGAACCCGAACGACGAGAGCACUUCCACCGUGGCGGAAGUGACCAUGUCGGACAUCCUCGGCACGCGUUCGGAAACGAACUCGCGCGAGGACGAGCAGAACCGCGACGCCGCCCGCAAGAAGGGGCCGGGCCUGCUCGAGUCCUUCGUCGGCAUCAUGAGCAAAGCGGCCAAGCCGAAGCCGCCCUUUGAGAUGACGAUCGUCCAGGCCGAAGAGGUCUCGACGAUGCAGUUCGACCGGACGACCGGCGCGCCGCUCCGCGGCGAGCAGGAAGCCUACCAAGGCGCUCGUACGGGAGGCGGCCCGGCCGCCGCUCGCACGAGCGACGGCCGCCUCGACUUCACGGGCGCCGGUUCGACCGUGACCAGCGGCAACGAAGACGACUUCCCGAUCGAGGCUCGGGCCGAGGCGUCGUCCGCGGCGCCGCAACAGCAAAGUACAAGGAUGUACGAUCUCACCGCCUCGCGUUCGACGCGCGCCCGUUCGUUCGGAGCGAAAGCCGUCCUGGCGAUCGCCCUAGCCGCUUUGGCCUCCGAGGUCGGCGCCCAAGGGCUUCCCUCGAGCGGCUCGGUUGUCCGGCGCAUCACCGGCGCCACGGACAAGAUCGAGAUCACGACCAACACGAGUCGGAUCCUGACGCUCGACAAGAAGAUCCCCAAGGUCCAGGUCAACAACCCCGAGCUGCUGGCGGUCACGCCGCUCUCGGCGACCGAGAUCCAGGUCUCCGCCAAGAAGGCGGGCGUCACGCAGGUGAACCUGUGGGACGAGGACGGCGAGAUCCACACGGUCGACGUCUACAUCUACGGCGACGUCCGCGAGCUGGAGCACGCCCUCAAGACGCAGUUCCCGAACUCGUCGGUCAAGGUCUACCGCUACAGCCAGUCGCUGGUGCUGACCGGCUUCAUCGACCGGCCCGACUACGUCGACCCGAUCCGCCAGCUCGCCGAGGACUACGCCCCCAAGGUGAUCAACAACAUCGCCGUGGGCGGCGUGCAGCAGGUGCUGCUGAAGGUGAAGAUCUACGAGGUGUCGCGGACGAAGCUCCGCAAGCUCGGCGUCGACAUCGCGACGAUCGGCUCCGGCGGCUACUUCGGCACGAGCAUCUCCGGCCUGCUGAACAACGUCGGCACCGCGGGCGACCCGCUCGGCAUCAACACGAUCUCCAACGGCAUCGGUGGCAUCACCGACACGGCGGGGCAGACCGUCGAGUUCGCGGUCACCAACGGCGGCGACUCGUUCAUCGGCUUCCUCGACGCCCUGCAGCAGAACAGCAUCGCCAAGAUCCUCGCGGAGCCGAACAUCGUCGCGGUCAGCGGCCGCCCGUCGCAGUUCAACGAGGGCGGUGAGAUCCCGAUUCUUGUGCCGCAGGGCCUCGGUCAGGUCGCCAUCGAGUACAAGCCGUUCGGCACGCAGGUCGACUUCCUGCCGAUCGUGCUGGGCAACGGCAAGAUCCGCUUGGAGGUCCGCCCGCGGGUCAGUGACCUCGACUUCAGCAACGCCGUCACGAUCGACAACAACCGCAUCCCCGCUUUGACGGUGCGGCAGGUCGACACGGCGGUGGAGAUGAACGCCGGACAGACCUUCGCGAUCGCCGGCUUGAUCCAGCAGCGGACGCAGGCGGUCAACCGUGGCAUCCCGCUGCUGGCGGACGUGCCGAUCCUCGGCGUCCCGUUCCGCAGCGUGCAGGACGAGGUUGAAGAGAUCGAGCUGCUGAUCCUCGUGACGCCUGACUUCGUCGACGCGAUGGCCCCGCACGAGGUGCCGCCGUGCGGUCCCGGCAUGGGCACCGCUUCGCCGAGCGACUGCGAGCUGUACAUCGACGGCAAGGUCGAGACGCCCAACUUCUGCGGCCCGUGCACGAACUCGAGCUGCGGCAAUUGUGGCGAGUGUGCGACCGGGGGGCCCCCGGGGCCGCCUCAGCAGCUCGUCAACGGGGUCGAGGGUCCGAUGGCCAUGCCGACGCCGAUGCCGACCCCCGCGGGGCCGACGAUGAUGCCGGGCGAGUACGUGCCGACGCCGACCCCGACUCCCGCUCCAUCGACCGGGGCGGAGGCGACGCCUCAGCCGUCCGUCACGCCGGCCGGGCCGUCGCUGGCGUUGCCGCCGAGCCUCAGCAAGACAGGCGUCGAGAAGCCGAUCACGGAGAAGGCUCCGCGGCCGGCGCCGUCGCCGCACCUGCGGGCCAGCCGACCGACGCAGUACGUCCGCCAAGCGGCGCGUCCUUAUCAGGCUUCGGCGGGCGGUUCGGGUCUUAUCGGUCCGGUCGGUUACGACGACGACUGA